CUUUACCAGAUCCAGUUCGUAUCGACAGUUAACGAUGUUGAAGUUUGCAUUGGUAAUUUUAGCUGUGUUUGGAGCUUCAUCAGCUCUCAAACCGCACCGUCCCCGCCCUUGGUGGUAUUCCGGUAGCGAAAGGAUUGUGGGAGGUUUCGAGAUUCCGAUCGAAGAUGCCCCGUACCAGGUUUCGCUCCGAGAGUUCGGACACUUCUGUGGGGGAUCCAUCAUCGGAAGCCAAUGGGUUCUGACGGCUGGGCAUUGCGUUUCCAGUUCCUCUAGCCCCGGAGAAACCAUCCGCAUCGGAAGCGCCGAUAAUGGCGAGGGUGGCCAGAUUGUCACAGUGAAACGGGCCAUUCAGCAUCCCAAAUAUGAUAGGAACACUAUCGACUACGAUUUUACCCUGUUGGAGCUGGCUGAGGAGAUCAAGUUUACCGAAAGCUACACAGCCAUCGAGCUGCCGGAACAGGAUGAACCAGUUGAGGAUGGAUCCAUGUGCUUGGUUUCCGGAUGGGGUAACACCCAGAACUGGAUGGAUAAUCCCAGAGUUCUACGGGCCGCGAAUGUUCCUUCCGUCAAUCAGCAACAGUGCAACCAAGCCUAUUCGGACUUUGGAGGAAUUACCGAUCGAAUGAUCUGUGCCGGAUACGAGAAGGGAGGCAAGGAUGCCUGUCAGGGAGAUUCCGGAGGCCCGUUGGUGCACGGUGGUAAACUGAUCGGAGUUGUGUCCUGGGGCUACGGUUGUGCCGAGGAAGGUUUCCCGGGAGUCUAUUCCCGAGUUGCUUCAGUGCGCGAUUGGAUCAGGGAAGUCAGUGGAAUCUAACUGGAUAAUUUGCUGAAGAAGUUUAUCUGACUGAUAGCCAGAUAUUUGUAGAAUAAAAUGCAA
Molecule: messenger RNA, 877 nt
Organism: Uranotaenia lowii
Lineage: Eukaryota; Metazoa; Arthropoda; Insecta; Diptera; Culicidae
Product: trypsin-1-like
Exons: 2
Coding region: 35-814 (259 amino acids)
Biological process (GO): proteolysis
Molecular function (GO): serine-type endopeptidase activity
Source: RefSeq, a predicted model, not a curated record